AUGAGCGCCGCACCGCGCAAGGAGGUCACCACCCGCGAGGUGGUGGCCGUGAGGUUUGGCAUGCUCACAGACGAUGAGGUGCGCAAGCUGAGCGUGAAGCGCCUCACGUCGCCCAUCACAUACGACAGCCUCAUGAACGUGGUGCCAGACGGCCUCUAUGACCCGGCGCUGGGCCCGGUGGACAACCUGGCGCGGUGCACCACGUGCGGCCUCAACAGCCAGCAGUGCCCGGGGCACUUUGGACACGUGGAGCUGCCUGUGCCGGUGUACAACCCCCUCGUGUUCACGUCCCUCUACAAGCUGAUCCGCCACACCUGCUUCAACUGCCACAACUUCAAGCUGGGACGCCCAGAGGCGGCGCACUACCUGGCGCGCUUUGAGUGCCUGGCGCGCGGCGACCUGGCCGGCGCCGCGGACGUGAGGGGCGGGCGCGCGUCCAAGGCGGUGCGGGACGCGACAGAGUCGAUCCUGGCGUCGCUGGAGGAGGGGGAGGGGCUGCUGCAGGAGGACGAGGUGGCGCGCGCCAAGAGGCUGGCCAAGCAGGCAGCGGAGGAGGCCGCGGCGCACAAGCGGCCGCCGAAGCAGCCGCUGACGUGCCACAUCCAGGAGGCGACGCGCGACGCGGUGGCCGAGUUCUUCGCGCGCAUGCCCGCGGUCAAGUGCGCCAACUGCAACGCGGUCAACCCGUCGGUCAAACGCCAGGGCGCGACCAAGCUGUUCCGGGAGUACUCGCGAAAGGCGCUCGUCCAAAACCUCAUGCGCGGCGCUGACAUGGGGGACGCAUCCCUUGGGAAGCUUCUCAACGACUCAUCCGCGAUGGCGGCGGCGUCGGCCGAGGCGGGCGCGGCCGCGUCGCGCAAGGCGGCGAGGCGGGGGACCGAGGAGGGCGGCGGGUCGGACAGCGAGGAGGAGGAUAAGGAGGGGCUGGAGGAGGGGGAAGAUAAGAAGGCAGGAAGCGUCAAGGGCAGUGGCGGCAGCGACGAUGAUGAUGGCAGCGAUGACGAGGAGGAGGGGGGAGAGGAGGAGGGGACCAAGAAGAAGGGCGGCGCGGCCGGCGGCGGCGCCGGGAAGGCGGACGCGGCGGCAGGCGCCAAGCACUCGGCGGGGGCGGCGCGCAUGUGA
Molecule: messenger RNA, 1122 nt
Organism: Monoraphidium neglectum
Lineage: Eukaryota; Viridiplantae; Chlorophyta; Chlorophyceae; Sphaeropleales; Selenastraceae
Product: DNA-directed RNA polymerase I subunit A1
Exons: 7
Coding region: 1-1122 (373 amino acids)
Biological process (GO): DNA-templated transcription
Cellular component (GO): RNA polymerase I complex
Molecular function (GO): DNA-directed RNA polymerase activity; DNA binding
Source: RefSeq, a predicted model, not a curated record